AUCCUCACACCCCCCACGCCUCGUCGGUUGUCCCUCUCGGCCUCUCCCACCAGUCGAAACCGCCGCCGCCGCCGCCAACUCCUCCCCACGCCCCACCGCCUCCGCACACCGCCGCCGUCGACGUCAGGGGGCACGGUGAGCACGAGAAACCCUAACCCACUCCGGGGCAUCCAGAGCCCUCCGCCGGGGGGGGGGGGGGGGGGGAGCACGAGGAGAGGGAUGAGGGAGGUGGUGACGGUGCAGGUCGGCGGCUUCGCGAACUUCGUCGGCUCCCACUUCUGGAACUUCCAGGAUGAGCUGCUCGGGCUCGCCGACGACCCCGGCGCCGACCCGGUCUUCAGGACCGCCGCGCUGGACAUGGACGUCCUGUACCGCGCCGGCGAGACGCACCAGGGUGUGGCCACCUACUGCCCCCGUCUGGUGUCAGUCGGUUCUCGAGGGUCUCUUGGCUCUUUGAGUUCCUCCGGUACUCUGGGUUCCAGUAGUGCUGCUACUGAUCAGCCUAAUGUCCUCACAUGGUCUGGAAAUGUAACGAAAUCAGUAGCAAAACCUCAUGAGCGGAACCUGUUUCUGCAAAGUUUAUCUGAAGAAGAACAGAACACAAGCUCUAGCAAUGACCGAAACAAUGCCAAGAAAAGUGUUGAAGAUAAGGAUCUGAUUGAAAGUCUAGAGAAUGGAGUCAAAUUUUGGACUGAUUACUCGAAAGUUCAGUAUCACCCUCAGAGCUUGUAUGAGUUGUAUGGAUCAUGGACAGACUUUGACAAAUUCGAUAACUAUGGGACUGCAAGGGAGGUGGUUUCAGAAUGGUCUCAAAUGGAAGAGUUGAACGAGAGGAUCAGGUUCUUUGUUGAAGAAUGUGACCAUAUUCAGGGUAUCCAGUUUAUCGUGGAUGAUUCAGGAGGCUUUUCCAGUGUAGCUGCACAAUAUCUGGAGGGCAUUGCUGAUGAUUACACCAAUACCCCUGUAUUGCUGUAUUGUGUGAGGGACCCAGUCUCCCAUGGGUCUUCCAGAAAUCAACGUGAAACCAUCAUAAGAUCUUUGCACGAUGCUGUGUCAUUUUCAAAACUAUCAUCCUCUUGCAAUCUGAUGGUACCGAUAGGACUGCCUUCGCUAAGUUACUUGUCACCUUUGCUUUCUAUAAAGGAUGAGAAGUACUUCCACUCUAGUGCCAUCUGUGCUGCAGCAGUACAUUCACUAUCUGUUCCAUUUAGGCUUCAACAUGUGGGCCCAGCCUCAGACUCAGCACAUUCAUCUGGUAACCUUGAUAUUGGUGAGCUUGUGCACAUAUUAUCAGAUCAAGGUAGGCAGAACAUGGUCACUGCUCUGGACAUAGCAAUGCCUGCCCCUUCUUUGACAGAUAGAAAAGAUCUUAGGAACAUACAGAGGAGCUUGCGCUCUUUGACCCCUGAAAUCAGUGAUGAUGAUGAAGAUCCUUAUGCUGUUGAAUCGUUGGUGUUUCAUGGAGCUCUGGAUUCAGGUGGGCAAAGGGCUUCAGUAUCACAAGUGAAGGACUUUGUGUGUUCAGCUUUGGAAGGCAGGGGGACAAAACCAAAGUUCUCUCAUCUCUCAGUAUCACCCUGCCCCCUCCCAAUCCCACUCCCAUUCCCCUCGAUCUUCAGCAGCAGCAUUGGCCAACAUGGGAAAAUCCUCAGCAACGAUCACCCAGAAGGAACCCGACCAAAGGGCUCACUCGACGUCGUCUCAGUCCCGAUGGCUGCACGUCUGAGAUCAAGCAAUGCCAUAGUGCCUUUCAUCGAGAAGCGAUCGGGGAGUCUUCAGAGGCUUGGCAUGGCCAGGGGCUCGCUGGGCUCCCAGAUCCUCCGGGAAUGGGGCUUUGGGAAGGAGGAGGUCGAGGACAUGGGCGAGCACCUGGCAAAGAUGCUGCGGCCAUUUUACCCCGAGAUGGACCUAACUUCAGAUUCCGACUAGAUGGACCGUCUUUGUGAGUGUAUUGCAAAGAUCGGGUCGGUUUUGGUCCGUGGAAAGAUUCAAAGAACUAAUGUUAUGUAGCUGUAGUGAGAUGUCUUUGCUGCGAUGAAUUCCUCUGAUCUGUGUUCAAUGGAUGGAGAGCAGUACAGCUCUGAACUGUGACCGUGUAUCUGUUGAAAAAACUGGAGAUGGGAUCUGAUUGUCUGGGCGUGUCACCGUGUCAGCGCCCCGCAUGUUAUGCACGUGCAUCUGGGCGACGUGCCGACGUGCGCCGCCACGUGCAGGUGUUGUUGUAGUAAUUGUAACAUUCUGCCAUGUUUCAGCUAUGAUGCAGAGGUCCAGAUGUGCUGUACCUGGCUACCUGCAAACCGAAGCAGCGGAAACUGAAGAACAGAGUCAUUCAGACAUCUGAAGCCUGGACUGUUAUUUCCUCGUUUCAACUUCACAAGCUUCAGUCUGAACCGUGUAUUAGUGGUCUAGUCUGACAAAAAAAAGGAACUUUUUUCCUGCGAGAAGAUCCUUCAGAUCUUCAUAUCAUCUGUAUUCAGACAAAAACAAGUUUCGUAACAGCUACAACGUCCUUGCAUGUGAUCGACGGGGUAAGGGAUAUGAAUUAUUC
Setaria italica (foxtail millet) is the source of this 2548-nucleotide messenger RNA. RefSeq names its product protein misato homolog 1. Gene Ontology annotation, cellular component: cytoplasm. Bases 220 to 1929 code for a protein of 569 amino acids. The record is from RefSeq and is a predicted model, not a curated record. Lineage: Eukaryota; Viridiplantae; Streptophyta; Magnoliopsida; Poales; Poaceae. The transcript has 9 exons.